This is a messenger RNA of Schistocerca gregaria, 8878 nucleotides long. RefSeq lists its product as uncharacterized. NCBI's taxonomy places the organism in Eukaryota, Metazoa, Arthropoda, Insecta, Orthoptera, Acrididae. The coding region runs from base 4 to 1047 and encodes 347 amino acids. The record is from RefSeq and is a predicted model, not a curated record. The transcript is spliced from 5 exons.
GCCAUGGCGGACGCUGAGGACGUGUACGAGUGCUCGUGCCCUGGUCCGCCGCCGCCACUGUUCGACCUGCCUCCUCCACCGCCCCCGCCUGCCUUGCGCGACGCUGCUUUCUGCUCGGAGAUGCACACCUGCGAUCUUUUGCCGGUGGCGGACGCGGAGCUGCAGUGGGGCCGCGCCGUGCCGUCCGCCGCCUUCAUCGCCGUGGGCUCCGCUCUCCUGGUCGCUGCCGCCGUCGUCGUCUCUGUGCUGCUCUGGAAGUACAAGAGGAAAAGACCGGCGCCCAUUCUGAUGCCUUUCAAACCCGCACCGAGCCAGGCGGCUGGUCUGCAGUCGGGGACCAGCGUCGCUCCGGGUGUGGGGCUUCCGCCGCAGACGUCGGUCCACCGCGCUGCUGCGGCCGGCGCCAGGACCCCUCCGCCCAUCCUGCUGGAUGGUGAUAAGAAGACUUCGUCUUUCCAGAACGGUCAUCCUUUCAUGGAGAGACCGACGGUAUUCGUGUGUCCGGAUCCCUACUCGCAGCCGGCCGACAUCUACAACCCCAUUUACCAGGAGGUUGAACAUGGUUCCCCGGACUCGAAUCACGACAGCCGACGAGCGAUGGCUGGGUCUGACGAGGCAGAAGACGACGGCCGAGAGACCGACGAACCGCACUACUACACGCUGCGACGAUACAACCGACCUCACGCGCUCAGCACGAGCCGCGAGAGGCGGAGGGCGACGUCGCACCAGCAGGCGCACCGCAGUGCCGGGGGCGGGGGGCGGCGCCACCAGCAGCCGCAGCACCGCAGCCUGGACCGCCGCCGGCACCGACGCCCGCCGCACGCCGCGCCGGCCGCGGACGACGACGCCGCCCCCGCAGACUGCUACGCGCCGGUCGCGGCGCUCAGCUACCGGCCGCAGCAGGUGCAGCUGCAGUUCUCCACGUUCCGCUCGCAGCAGCAGCUGCCGCAGACUGGACCCGGCCCCCCGUACGCUCACACGACUCGGCGCGCGCCGCACAAGAGGCGCCGGUCCACUGUAGGGAACUCCGACCUGAGGCUGGCGUGACUGUUGGAGCAGCGGGGGCGGACUGCGCUCUGAGGGCGUCCGCGACGCCCGGGGUGCGCCACGCGGACACCCCGACGCCUCCGCUGGAUCCACUACUUGUCACCGAGAAGUCACCCGCCGCGACUCUGCGGGGCCAGAAGAAUAUUUUGUACUGAUGGUAUAACAGGCCUUUCUGACAUCGACAGUCGCAGUGUAUUUAAACAUUACAUCUUCUUCAUGAGUAGGUUUCUUCUUUAAGCUAACGGAUCUGACAAAAGACAGUUAUUCCAUUCUCUCGCCCUCAAGAUCGCAAGAUCCCUGGUGGUAUGUAAGCCCACUGGACAAACUUUAGUCACCCCCAGGAGACACCAUACUAAUAUUAUGUACUGCGCCUCCAGCCUUGAUAAUAACUCUUGAUAAUUGUGUAAGGAAUUGAGUCCGCAGGAUAUUCCAGGUACGCCACUUGGAGCAGACGCUACGCAAUGAAGGGCAAUCUUUGAUGAUUAGUACCUGUAGAGUGGAACGGUUAAUUGUUACGAUGCAGCCGCUUUUUCAUAUACAUUGCCUAGUAAAAUUUAUAUGCUCUGCUAUCAAAAAAUUGAAAAUGUACCUUAGCACAGACCACUGAGAUAAGUGCAGGAAGAGAAUCAGUGAGGUUCUGGAAGGUACCGACAGGGGCGCAGAACCAUGCCAACUACUGUGCCGUUGACAGUUGUUCCAGGUUUCUCAGUUGAGGCUCCAUGGUGCGAAGUACCCAACCGAUGUUGUCCCACAGGUUCUCUUACUUUUUUACUUUACAUGUGGCAAGGGCCUUAACGACCAUACGCCUGCUCUAUGAGCCUCUUCCACUUUUGCCUCUCCAAUGCGUUGUUAGUCCAGUUGCUGUUGCUGUUUAUCCUAGUUGUGUCCUCCCGAAUGUUAUCCCGCCAUCUGAUUCUGGGUCUCCCUCUUCCUCUCGUUCCACCUAUUGUUCUGGUGAAUGCCAUUCUUGGUAGUGUAUUCUCUGUCAUUCUUGCUAUAUGGCCUGCCCAAUUCAACCUUCUCCUCUUGAGCACUUCGACGAUGUUACGGUGUUUGUAGGGCCCUCUUAAUUCUUCAUUUAUUCUUAUUGUCCAUUCCAUGUUAUUUUCGUCGUAUACAGGUCCAAAAAUUUUCCUUAGUACUUUUCUUUCGAAUAUUAACAGUGUUUCUUCAUCUUUCUUUCUAAAUAUUAAUGUUUCACGUCCAUAUAAUAUCAUAGGUAUAAUGGUCGAUAGAUAUAAGCGGAUUUUGAAGUUAUUGCUAAGUGAUCUUUUUCUUAGAAUUUUGAUGAAACUAUAAAUUAUAUUGAUUGCUGUUGAUCAACAGGCAUCUAUUUCUAUAUCUGUUCUGUUAUUAUUACUAAAAAGACUUCCUAAGUACCUGAAAAGGUCAACAGUCUUGAAAAUGAAUCCAUCUACAGUCCGAGGUGCAUCUUUUCUGGUUUUCUUACUUAUGGGCAGAUAUUCUGUCUUUUCUUCAUUAACAUGUAAUCCUGUUUCCUCAGCAAUUCUGUUGUAAUUUUGCAUCAUUCUGAUUAAUUCUCUUUUGGAACUACUUAUUAGUGCUACAUCACCUGCAUAGGUAAGUCUUGUAAUGUUCAAAUCCUGUAGCUGAAUCCCCUGUGGACUGGUUUUAGAAAAAUGUCUGUAUAUCUUCUCUAGGACUUAAAUCUUGGGGCUCUGGUGGCCAGGGGAGUGCAGUAAACUCAUACUGGUGCAUGUACCCUACAAGCUAAGUGACAUGUUCCGUCGUCCUGCUGAUAAAUACAAACUGCAGGUAGGGGUGAGCAUGGUCACCAAGGAUAGAGUAAUAUUUUUGUUGAUCCACUCCCGAAUGACAAGUUCACCCAUAGAAUUCCUCUAAAACAUUCGCCACACCACAACGCUCCCUCUUCUGGCUUGGGUGACUGUUGCAGAACGUUUGCUUUCAGACGCUUCACGCCGUACUUUCCAACGGCCUUCAGACCGAUGAAUAAUGAAACGUGAUUCAUCUGAAAAGGCCACCUGUCCGCACUCAGUAGAGUCUAGUUGCGGUACUGGCAUGAACCAGGAGUCUGCUGCGGAGGGACAAACGUAGGAACUUUCCCUGAACUGUCGUUGAGUAGAUACUGUUGAUAGACCACUUGGUUCUUCUGUUGGGUCAGUUGCUCAACAGUUGCACCUCUCUUCGCACUUACACUUCUCCGCAACCGUCUUUCAUCCCUGUCAUCUAUGGCCCCUGGUGGACCACAGUCCCCUCGGUGCCGGUUUUGGACAGGGCCAUUUUGCCAUAUACGGUAUAUUUUAACGACGGCUGCACGCAAACAGCCUAAAAACGUAACAGCUUGGAAAAUUUUUCCACCCUCGGCCUAAAAGUCAUUGUUCAUGCCCUUUUGCAAGCCAGAUAAAAUGUUUCGCGUUAGUACAACGAAGGUACUUUUUCCUGUGUCUCCAAUCACGCAUUAAUCCUUCACUGCUAGUGCUGUCAUCUGCAGUCUGUGAUUGGUUAUUGGACUUAGCGAUCGAACAAAAAAAUGGUUCAAAUGGCUCUGAGCACUAUGGGAAUUAACAUCUGAGGUCAUCAGUCCCCUAGAACUUAGAACUACUUAAACCUAACUAACCUAAGGACGACACACACAUCCAUGCCCGAGGCAGGAUUCGAACCUGCCACCGCAGCAGCCACGCGGUUCCGGACUAAAGUGCCUUAACCACUCGGCUACCGCGGCCGGCGAUCGAACAAAGACGGCAGUCCCAUGAGUGUGACGUGAUUACUUGAUUGUGUAAUCUGUAAGCGCUAGUAAGUGCCUGUUGUUUGUCAUUUUGGAACUGCAACACGGCUAGCGCCUUGUUGUUCAAGAGAACUUCGUGGAGUCUGUAGAGUCUGUGGCAGGAACAUGAAAACAGCUAACAGCCUUAGUUAAGAUGGAGGAGAGGAAAAGAUACCGCGAAUGAUAUCCGCAAAAUAUAUCCGAUGUUUAUAGUCUCCUAAGGUUUCCUGUCGGAUCCAAAAAUCAACAUGACUCCAUACUUCCAACGAUAUACAUCUGCGCCCCAUCUUUAGGAGAAUGCCGCUGCUGCUGAACCCCGCUGAAAACUAAUGCCAAUGUAGCAAAUAGCGUCCCACAGAGGCCUCCAUUUUGUACACGGUUCAUAUACCGCCCACCACAGUUGCUGCCCUCCUAGACUCGACUGCUCUCAAGAGACUUUAUAACCACCUCAGCUGUCUUUGCCGCAGAAUUUAUUUUACCAUGCCGGUCGAAAGUGAUGGGUACCUUCCAUUUUUGGACGUCAUGGUUUACAAAAGCAGGAUGCUACUCUGGGAGCCAAUGUUCAACCGAAAGUCGGCACACAUUGAUCGGUAUUUUCAUGCUAAGAUUUGCCAUCUACUGUACCAACGCAAUGGCAUCCUUAGGACUGUGCUACACAGAGGUUAAGUCAUUUCCGACGCGGACAAGUUAACCCAAAAACUUGCACACCUGAUGGCUGUGUUCAAGAAAAAUGAAUACUCCAGAAGCCGAUUCAUUGGGCAAUAGAAUUUGGACCACUCCGGAGGUGACUGACGAAGAGUAUAGAUCUAUAGCCUUUUACUCCUUAUGCUGGGGGAAUAUCCUUUGGAAAACCUUAAGAAGUUUUAACAUCAAGAGAGUGUUCCGUCCAAGAUUAGCGCACUGCUCGGCUCUGUGAAAAAUUAUUUGGGACUCAGGAAGACUGGCAUCUAUAAAAUUCCAUGUCAAUGAGGGAAGAGUUAUAUUGGUCGUAGGAGUCGCGCACUUUAGGACAGAUGCGUGGAACAUCGUCGUCAGACUAGUCUACAACAGCCGGGAAAAUCGGCGUGGAAGGACGCUGCUUAAACGAAGAACACGAAAUGAAAUUUGAAGAGAUGGUGAUAGUUGGCAGUAUUUCUGGUUUUUGGAACAAUUAAUAUAAAGUGGCAGUUGAAAUUAAGUUGGCAGGCAAUUUGAUCAAUAAAGACAAGGUUUUCGUCUUAGUGGGGCCUGAAACUCGAUGAGGUAGUUCCAGUAAGGGUUGCACCACCAGCCCAGUCUUGGAGGGUAGCAACUGAACUGGGCGGAGCUUGUACCACGUGCGGUACAGAAGCUUAUACAUGACGAUGAUCUGCAGUCUCGGCAUCAAUUUUCAGCGGGACGUGGAUAUAGGUCUAUGGAAUGUAGAUUUUUCAUAUCAGCUAUGCGCGGAAUAGAAAUCGUAGAGGCUGAUAUUUGGUUAUAAAUUUCAAAACUGUCUGUAAUUUUAUUUCAGCUGUUAUGAUUCAACACUUAGCGGGCCGUUCGAGGUGCGAGAGAAUGAGUAUUCGUCAACCCAGUAGAGAAUGCAUGCAGCCCUGCGAACACAACUGUUACAUCACGGGAGUGACCACAGCGUUACCAUGAAGAUGUAUGAGGAAGGACAGCAGCUCAUCUCUGAGUUCCAUAAUAUAGUCCUUCUGAUCCGUAUUCAGCGGGAUAUGAUUGAGCAUGCGUAUAUAAUGGCAAUAAUAACACUCACUAUACAACAGAGAAACCCCUUCAGUCUGAACUAUAAUCUGCACAAAUUGUGGUUUCCUCACUGGCCCGUACAGGAAGCCUUCUGACUCUUGAAGUGAGCGAGAAUCGCGAAUCGUCCGACAACCCAACUCACAUGAAGUGAUGUAGUGUCCAACUUCUGUGUUGUAAGGCCCAAUGAAAACGUGAAGCUUUUACGUGGAGCGGUUGUUUAAAGACUUACUCGAUACCAAAUAUCGAUUGAGAUCAGUACCCUUCGGCGAUGUUCGUUCAGGAUCUGGCUCAGAUGAAUCUGAAUUCACUGUAGAGACUGGAAACGAGUCUCAUUCCACUCUGGUCCCUGUCGGUUAGUUGGUUAGUUUGUAGAUUUAAGUGAUUAAUCUGAAUAGUUAUCAGUCCCAGUUCCUGUCUUUUAGUAUUCUAAUACGACCACUGAUCUAACAUCGUGUUAAUGAGUGCGUGUAGACAUAUUAGACAGCCGGCGUUGACACACAGGCAACUCCGACAAUUUCACUCACGGUAUGGUUAUGGGCACGAUCAAGUGCAACAGUGGCCAAGUGUCCAGCUCGAUAUUAUUGCGCUCGUUUCAUACAACCGAAUACAUACACACAAUUUCGGCGCCAUGCCUUUCGACAAAGGUGGAGGGCCACAUGACAGCCUCAUAUCAGAUGCCUUCGACAUCGAUCCUAAGUGAGCAGAUCACAGCUUUAAGGGUGUGACCAACAGUUUGUCCAGUGAUUUUAGUAGGGUACUUGCUCAUUCAAAUCAUCUUUUUGCUGGCACGUUUCUAGAGCAAUUGCUUUCUUACCUUGCUCUAGGGACAUCUAGUAAAAUUAAGGAAUCAUAAUCACAGACACAUUACUAUUAAAACUUCACAUCGAAAAAAAGGGUGAUUAAAGUGGAAUAAACAUUUGUUCAAAGUUGAAUCGAUGUAGCUGACAGACAAGCUAGAUGGCAAUGUUUGACAAAAGUAGAAAAGUGAAUGUCACACGUAACUGUCCGUCAGCCGGAGAGGUGCUGCAGCAUCAUUAGGAGGCUGCAUCAGUGCCAGAUGUAGUUUGAGAGACAGACUGAACACAAACUCCCACACUAGCACCAGCAAUUUAUUGCUGGAUUCCAGUAACAGCCACAUGAAUAUUUCCGAUGCACCAGAAGUGCUGUUUCAGGCAUUAUGUCUCAUUCAUUAUGCUGACUUUUUUUGAGACAACAUGUAAAUAUCUGUGGUUACCAGGGAAUUUCCCGAUGAAAACUGUCUGCGUACUGGUUGUGGGUUUUACAAUCAGGGAAUCCUAAGGUGCUAGAGAAGAGUACAUAAUAGCCCAUUAAUUUACCGUUCUGACGUUACCUGUAGGUGACUGAAAUUUUACUGCCUGCUGUUGUUACCUGCCCAAUAAUAUGUAGUAUCGCAAUGGCAGAGCAAUCAUUGAUAUCAAAGGGCUGUUGCCUUUCUUAAAGAAAAUGCUACGAAAUGUCCAUCAUAUUUUUGUGUAUUGAGUGAAGAAGUGCACUUUCUGUCCUUUCUAACGAUCAGUUUCAAUAGAUGUGGUACAGAGGACACAAUUACGUAAGUCAUCUCCUUGUGCAGAAUAAGUUCAAUUGUCUUUAUAUAAACAAAUAAUGAAAUCUAUUCUAAAAGCAAUCAUUCUUCAAAAUAAGUGAUGAUAUUAUAUCGACUAACAGAUGUUUCGUUUCCCUUUUCUGUUAUCUUCGUACGAAGUGAUACAGGGUACGCUAGCUGUUGUUUCAGUUUUGUGGUCUUUCUACUUGUUGUCCAGAUAUACAUGUACCUGGCAAUGAAACCACUGCCUCCGAUGAUAGGACGUCUGAACGUAGUUCGCAGUCUCCUUCAAAUCUGCUAACACUAAAAAACCGGAAUUUUCAUGACCACUUAUUCACUGGACCAUAUCAUACAAUUAGGGCUGCCUUUUAUAUCUUGAUAAUGUUUAUUACUAAUAUAGUAGAAUUAUAGAAGCAGAUGGAAAAUUUUCGGCAGUGGAGUCACAACUGUCAUGCUAAUUGGCUAUAAAAUUCCAAGUAAACUUGGAAGAAGUACAUAACACAAAUGAUAGAUUAAGUGAGACGCUAGGAGGUAAAAUUAGUAUUCUUUAUAGUGGAUAAACUGACAAGUUUCAACAGCAUUAUGAAAUUUCAUUAACGUCAGAUUACGGACAGCAUUUCAAUUCCUUAAGUUUCUUACAGACAGAGCGUCAUUCUCAAGCUGAACACUGGGUAACAUUAAAAAGAGAGGAGGGGUAAUGGGAACACAACUUACAUCUAUUACUGAACAAACAAAAAGACUGAAUUCUAUGAAGUAGAAGCAAGAGAACGGAAUGUAAAAGGUCGUUAAGACCUAUGGUGAAACUACUGGAUUUUGUGGGAAUUUCGGCGAAUGAAAUGACGUGGGGUGACUGGAAGACUGGUGAGAUGCCGGGGACCAUUGGAGACACUCGUCAGGAUGGCCAUAUGCAUACGUAAGUGUGACUGUCUUCAGCUUUCUCCUGCGACAAACUCCUUGAGCCACGUCAGCAGCAUUUUUGAGUUAACUGCGCAGCUCCGAGAAGACGAAGCACGAGUGAUUUUAUAUAUUUUAUACAGCGCUCUGAAAUGAGCGCUUAUCUUAUUGUAUCUUAUGAAAUGUACGACUGAGUAUUGUUAGUGAACUGACUGUGGAUGUAAAUGUGGAAAGUAUCGAAAGCAGUUGGAACUUAUAUAACACAGGGUCAUAGCCAAUUACUGAAAUCUUAGAUUUUACACUAUAGACUGUGAUUGUUCACAUAGAAGUACUUUUGCCAACUAUUUGUACGUUUCCUAUUACGCUUAGAGACAUUCGUUUCCUCAAAAUACUCUUUGUAUAUAUCACACACAUUUAUCUUCAAAUAUGCAGGCCACUUGGCUGUAGUACGAGGAUACGUUUCUCCUGCGAAACUAUACAUUUUCCUAAACAUUUUUCAUAUACCAUUGUUUCUAUCUUCUUCCGUAAUGAUAUAGGGCACUUUACUUAUUCUGAACUAAACCAGCUGUGAAAAGUGCAUAUUAAGUUUCUUGCUGCAGAAUUACUUAGACAGGACUGCUUUUGUUAACUAACGUUUCGUUAACUUCACCACGCUUACAUCAGCAUAACCUUGUUACUCAUCAUGUGUCAUCCUGCGAACUCUUACUUCAGCUGACUUCUCUGCCGCAGACUGAGCUCUAGAACUGAAGGCUAACAUAGCUAGGACUUUAUUUUUGGUGUAAGUAAACCACUGCACGUGAAAGGUGAUUUACUGUAUAGAGUAAAAUAUUUUUAGUUUUGUAUGAACACUUGUAAUAUACGCAACAACAAUAAAUCGAAUGCUUUACGAGAAUUGUAAA